Molecule: messenger RNA, 1170 nt
Organism: Komagataella phaffii GS115
Lineage: Eukaryota; Fungi; Ascomycota; Pichiomycetes; Pichiales; Pichiaceae
Exons: 2
Coding region: 1-1170 (389 amino acids)
Biological process (GO): protein refolding
Cellular component (GO): cytoplasm
Molecular function (GO): Hsp70 protein binding
Source: RefSeq, a predicted model, not a curated record
AUGUCCAGCUUGUAUGAGAUACUGGGAGUAGAUCCCAGUGCAACGCAAGAAGAUAUCAAGAGGGCAUACAGGAAACUAGCUUUGAAACAUCAUCCGGACAAAGUCGAAGAAUCAGUCAGAGUAGAGAGUGAAGCUUUAUUCAAGGAAAUAUCAACGGCUUAUGAAAUACUGAGUGACGAAGUGAAAAGAAGUCAAUACGAUAUAUAUGGUGACACGGAUGGUGUGCCAAAUAGAAAUGGCCCUGGUUCUGGGGGUGUUCCUGGGUUUGGGUUCGACUUUGACGAUGCGAAUCCUUAUGGAGCUGACGAAAAGACUCCAGAUGCAGUUAUGGAGAUGGAAAUAUCCCUUCAUGAUUUAUAUAAAGGCAAGGUAAUCAAAGUCUCCUCUACAAGAUCUACCAUCUGUUCCAAAUGUUCAGGUAGUCGACUGAGAAAAAAUGCAGAUUCAAAUAGUAUGAUGAAAUGCAUGUUUUGUCACGGUUCUGGUAUGAAGAGAGCAAUGAGACCAGUUCAAAAUGGUUGGGCCAUUGAAGAGUAUAUUGAUUGUUCUCAUUGUGAUGGGUCGGGGCUCCGUAUUCAGUCUAAAUUCAAGUGCAAGAAAUGUUCAGGUUCAGGAUGUGUCGAGGAAAGCAAGAUACUAGAAUUCAACAUUCCUAGAGGAGCUGCUAGUGAAGGCGAAAUCAUACUGGAAGGAGAGUCUGACGAAAAACCAAACUAUAAACCUGGAAAUGUUAUAUUAAAAUACACUACCAAGGCUCAUGAGUACUUGGAGAGAAAAGGUAACGAUCUUUACACAACUUGGAAAUUGCCAUUAUGUGAUUGUCUAACGGGAUUUGACUACAAGCCCUCCAUAAAAACUUUAGAUGGCCGCUUUUUGAUGGUCAAUUCUCCCACAGGUAAGGUUAUAACACCGACUACAGUUUUGAAGGUUCCCAACGAAGGAAUGCCAAUCUUAGACCAAGGAAGAAACUGGCUCUUCAAACAAAACCCCAAAGGUGAUCUGUACAUAAAAAUUGAGAUUGAAUUUCCAAAGGACAAUUGGUUCAUAGAAAGAAAUGAGAUUACAAAGUUAAGGCUUCUUUUGUCCCAUGAUUCAUCCUUCCCAAAGACUGAGAUUUCUGAAGGAGAUCUCAAUAAUGCCAUUUAUGCUGCUAAUAUUGAAUUCCAAUAA